AUUGAAAAUGAAAAAAAAAAAAACAAAACUUUCCAAAGUUCCAUCCUUUAUCGCUCCAAUGGCGAUGAGAGAGUUCUCGAAGCUUACCAGCAGAGCAAGAGACAAUGAUGAAGAAGAAGAAGUAUGGGUCAAACACUAUUCAUCGAACCAUCAGAUACUUCUCGUCGGCGAAGGAGAUUUCUCAUUCUCUCACAGCUUAGCCACUCUCUUCGGCUCUGCUUCCAAUAUCUGCGCUUCCUCUCUCGAUUCAUACGAUGUUGUGGUUAGAAAGUACAAGAAGGCAAGAUCAAACAUUGAAACUUUGAAGAGACUUGGAGCUUUACUUUUACAUGGAGUUGAUGCAACCACACUGCAUUUUCAUCCUGAUCUUCGUUAUAGAAGAUUUGAUCGUGUCAUCUUCAACUUCCCGCACGCCGGUUUCCACGGCAGAGAGUCUGAUUCCUCUCUUAUACGGAAGCAUAGAGAACUGGUGUUUGGAUUUUUCAAUGGUGCAAGCCGUUUGCUAAGAGCCGAUGGGGAAGUUCAUGUUUCUCACAAGAACAAAGCACCUUUUUGUAACUGGAAUCUCGAGGAGCUCGCUAGCAGAUGCUUUCUUGUGUUGAUUCAACGUGUGGCGUUCGAGAAGAGCAAUUACCCUGGUUAUGAGAAUAAGAGAGGAGAUGGGUCUAGAUGUGACAAGCCUUUCCUUUUGGGAGAGUGCAGUACUUUCAAGUUCAGAUUCUCUCGUGUCGCUAAGGAACUUUAUGCAGAGAAGGUAAAAUCGAGAGAAGUGAAGGAACAAGAAUCAAGUUGUGCCCAAGCUUUUAUAAAUACACAGCCAGUGUCAUUUGAUCAUGGGUAUCCCCUCCAAACAGAAUUUCACGGUGUUAGCCAUAGACCAGUUUCGUUUGAUCUCAGCUAUCGUGGGGACUAUAACCUUAGGCAAGUCCAAGAUCCUUUGGUUCAAUCAAGAGAAAGGACAUCUCCAUUGGAUCUUUGUUAUUACCAAGAACGUAGACGUUUACAGUUCGAAAAUGCCCGGUUUCAAGAAAACUCAAUAGAGCUGGACAAGUUCAGAUACACUGAAAGAAGCAGCCUGCUUUGUCAAGAUUUUCCUUUUCAAACAAAUCAUCAUCGUCAAGAACAGUUCCAUGAAAGCUCUAACCACAGCGAUUCGCCGGAUAUUUACAACGAGAUAAUACAAAGAAUGUUAACACGGACGAGGUUUCCUCAUCUGUACGUUGGAGAAUCGCCAGAAAGACGCCACCUGCUUUGUCAAGACUUUCCAGUUCAAGCUAGUCAAGAACCACCAUUUGGAUGCUCUAACCGCUUUAGUGGAGUUUCUCAUGAAAUUUAUAACUGGGAAGUACCAAGAAUGUUAACAAGUACCAGAUUUCCUCACCCGUACACUGGAGAAUCACAAGAACGAAGGCAGAGCAACCUCAACACUCAUCCUCCACAGCACUGGUAACUUAUCUUCAAAAGAACUUCUCAGGAUACGUUGAUGGAAACAAGGUGAGUGAAGCUUGGUGUGACACAAGAAUCUCUAAGAAUGGCGUAAUUUUAUGUUCUGUUUCUGUUUCCUAGCAUGGCAUUAAGUUAACUACUAGCAACUCAAAACUGCAAAGAUCUCGAUAUGGAGAUGGUAUUUUGGGGUUAUUGAAGACUAUGCAUUAGAAAUGGUUGUGACUUGCAUUGUCUUAUGGAGAUAAUUAUCUUUAUCACUGUACUUCUGUAAAAUCAUUUCUCAGCUAAUGACCUUUUUACAGUCUCUGACUCCCUCCUAAUGAUUCACUCG
Molecule: messenger RNA, 1777 nt
Organism: Arabidopsis lyrata subsp. lyrata
Lineage: Eukaryota; Viridiplantae; Streptophyta; Magnoliopsida; Brassicales; Brassicaceae
Product: heavy metal-associated isoprenylated plant protein 41
Exons: 4
Coding region: 8-1450 (480 amino acids)
Biological process (GO): rRNA base methylation
Cellular component (GO): cytoplasm
Molecular function (GO): rRNA (uridine-N3-)-methyltransferase activity
Source: RefSeq, a predicted model, not a curated record